CUGCGCAAGUUGACAAGCUAUAACAACCUGUAAUCAUUUGUCGAGCGUUUACAUACUCAAACAGUCGUACGUCACUUAAUGUUUAACAAUUGACACACAAUCUGCAAAAAAUAUGUAAGGAUUUUCGAUCGCACUGGAUUCACAGCUUUCCUUACGCAGUUGAUCAAUUAUUUCGCUACAAAAACAGAUGGCGGACGGGGCUGUUCGACAUUACACGGAAUGGACUCCAAGGCUAAUCAGGCGGUCAAGGUAUGCGUAUGAAGAUGAAUCCCGGGAAACAAGCAACAUUAUGAAUAUCCUGGGGUAUGGACCCGAGAUCAGACAGAAACGCCGAGAACAUUACAUAGAGAUUGAUAGGCUGUUUAAUACAUUUGGAGAGAACUUACUGAGUACGUACAUCACUGCGGGGAGCAAAGCGGAGGGACUUACAUGUUUAUACGAUAGCGAUAUUGACACAAUAUUUGUGUUACCAUAUGUUGUGUGUUUGGAAAACUGUUUUGACCAAAGCAAUAUUCCUUGUCACAUCACUAUAUUAGAAAUGAGUUUCAAAAUGACAACUGCGGGAUAUUGUAGAGUACUACUUGGGAGACUUGCUCCUGCAGGCUCUUCUGCUAUUCCCGAUUCCUUAUGUGAAAAUGACUGUGGCAACCCUUUAUUAAGCAGUGCACUAUUUGUAGCUCAUUUCAACUACGCAUGGUGUGCAUCCGGCAUGGUCAUCCAUCCACGUGCUGGUCCAUCGUUGCCAUGGUCUCAUGGUCCUUUCAAAAAUGAUAGGGUACACGCCAUUCGCUGUCACUGUCCAAACAUAUUGCAGACAUGGGCAAAUCGAACUCGUCACUGGCCACCAUCAGAUAUUGUAGAGAAAGUGGUUGCGAUGGGAGCUUUAGUUACUCCGAUCGGGUUUAAAGGCAGCGAACUCAACCAUAUGGAAUGGAGGAUAUGCUUUAAUACUGGAGAGACGGAACUUGUAAAUAAUCUUAAUGACACUCAGAUCAAAUUAUAUGUUUUGCUUAAAAUGAUCGCUAAGGAUAUACUGAAACCGCAGAAAAAAGAAAUCACAUCGUACACAAUGAAGAAUGUCGUAUUUUGGCUAGCGGAGAACAACCAAUCCUCUUUUUUCCAUUCCGGAAGUUUGUUUCAUUGGCUUCGUGAGGGACUGAAUAACUUACGAACCUCUUUGUCCACUAAGCAACUGCCUUACUAUAUGAUACCUGAACGAAAUCUGUUGGCGGAAUCUGAACUGAACACUGAUCAGCAGCUACUCUGGGUGAGAACUAUAGCGGACAUGAUGGAGGAAGGGCCGAGAAUACUACUUAGGUUGAAGAUAUUCCGACAGGCAAUUAUCGGGUACCCGGAACCACUUCUGUGGUAUAGCAAGAUGAGGACUGGAAUGGAGAUGUGGACGUUGGAGCUUAACAAAAGAAUGUGUCAAUGCACGGUCACGUGUUCCAUGGCUAUUGAGACUGAUACUAUCCUGCAGACAUGCAUGAAACGUAUUUAUGAGAUCAGUAAAGAGGUCUUGUGCCGUAUGUUUCUGGAGGGCAGUUCAGUUAAUGAUAUCAAUGUACACGAGGCGAUGCUAAGCUAAGGACCUAUUUAAAAUGUAUCGUUGACACAUUUUUACAUGUACAUAUAUUUUGUGUGUGAACACACUAACAAAGUUUCAAGCAACAUCAGCAAUAGGGAAUUUUAAUUAAUUAUAUUUUUAGAAAGUUUCUAUAUGUACAGUCAAGUCCCUCGCCUUUUUAGAUCAGCGUUUGCUGAUAAUGAUUAAUGUUUGUAACGACGUUUUUGUAUGAUUCGAGGAGAAAGAUUUCGACUGCUUAACUUAGGUUAAAUAUUUGAUACGUUAAGCACGUUUCAAUGAAUAAAGAAUAACAUCAGUGCUAACAUGUUCAAAUUUUGGUCCCGUUAAACCAUUUAAUAGUUUGUUUUUUUACAUGUAUUAAUAAUGAUUUUCUUCAGUUUGGAAUUAGCAAUAUAAACCACUCGUUAAAAGAUUAUCUGAUAU
This is a messenger RNA of Dreissena polymorpha, 2011 nucleotides long. RefSeq lists its product as uncharacterized. Bases 188 to 1588 code for a protein of 466 amino acids. NCBI's taxonomy places the organism in Eukaryota, Metazoa, Mollusca, Bivalvia, Myida, Dreissenidae. The record is from RefSeq and is a predicted model, not a curated record. The transcript is spliced from 3 exons.